AUGUUGGGCAGACAUCGACUGCGGUUAGGGCGGGUGAUAUGGCUGGGCGCCGUCCUCAUGGUGUACCAGACUGCCCAGGCCCUUUUCGAUGAACCCAAACCUUUGGCUGUCUGGGAGGAUCCGGUGCCAUCGCCCAAUGUGCCAAAACCCGUGAAAUGGACGGACAAGAAUUUCGGACAAUGGUGCCGAAACUUUACUUCUGGAAGGUAAAUUAAUAGAUUUCUUACUUAAUUUAACAGCCUUUCUUAAUAUUUUUAAUAGGCUUUGUACCUUUUGUAAAUAAAGACUGGAAGCGGUUUGUUUAAACAACAUUAUUAAACGAACGGUACUUUACACUUGGGUUUUGCAGCCAUUUCCAAUGCCCUCAGGGCUCUCCGUUCCACUGGUAUUACUGUUGUGGCACGUCAAUGACCGAAUGUUGUGCAGCGCCACAAACAUGGACAAUUGUGGUAUUUGGUUCACUGUUUGUUGUAAGUUUAAACUAAUAGCUCGGAAGUUACUCUCUUAGCUAAACGCGUUACUGUAUUUUGGUUUAAAGCUGUUUUUUGGAUUGGAAAUUGUGAAACAUUCCUGAAACUUGCGAGGGCACACCUAAAACUCUUGAAAACAAGCGUUGGUUACUGUAAUGUUAGCUGAAUAAGCUAGCUUUGUAUUGGCUCAGAAAUCACUUGUUAGCAGGGAAAAUACUGUAAUGACUUUAAUAGCAACUGUUCUUUAAGAAUUACGACAACAAACCUAAAAUCAGAACAAUAUUCUCAACAACAAGCGUUAACAGCAGUAUGAUUAGUUCAGCCAGUUUUGUUCUGGCUUAAUAAUAACCAUAAAAACGUCGGUAAUUACAAGCGGAGGCGACUGUUAUUUACCUAAAAGGCUAGACUUAUUUUGUAUUGUCAAAUUGUGGUUUGCAGUAGCUGUUCCUGGUAGCUUUAACUAAAACGUUCUCUGGUUAUUUUAUUUUUUUAAAAGUUUCCUUUGGUGAACUUGACUCAUUCGUCGACUUGUUUACAGCAACUUUCAUACUUUACGGAGUAAUUACACUGAAUAACGGAGUAGGAUGGUGAUAUCGCUGCUUCCUUACAAGACUAUUUCAUAAUAUAACACGGUUUUUCUUGAACUACUUUUGCAAGUUUAAAUUCUAAAUUUAACUAACUAGAUUUUGAACAAAAAACAUUUUUAGUUUGCGAAAUGUUGUUUUGAAAAAGCUCACAAUAUGUAUAACUUGCAAUACUAAAUAUUAUAAUGUUGUCUAAGGCUCAGAAUUAUUUGAAAAAACUAAUAAAAAACCGGCCAACUUUAAAAUUUGAAUACUAAAUAAAAAUCCUGAAUUAUGUUAAACAAAAACUAAAAAAUUAGGUAUAUGUUAGAGUAAACAGCCUAAUGGGAUAUUGCUUUUAAAGUUUAUAUUGCUUUCAAUUUCAGUCGACAGCAUUCCUGGUCGUUCUCUCCAUUCUCGCUCAUCUUGAUUUGAUCUGGUCCAACGAUAAACCUCAAAAGAUCUCAAUGUUAAAUUAUAACCCGGUAAAAACGCCUGCCAUCGUAUAA
Messenger RNA from Bursaphelenchus okinawaensis, 1542 nucleotides. NCBI's taxonomy places the organism in Eukaryota, Metazoa, Nematoda, Chromadorea, Rhabditida, Aphelenchoididae. The record is from the annotation of a GenBank genome assembly.